AAAAGCUGACCUCAUGUGCUGCCAACCGCGAACAUGUGUACACUAUGGAUUACUCCGUACUGCAGUAGUGUAGUGAUGAUGCAAAGAAUACCGCGACCGUGGAUGUCCCCGAAAGCACAUGCCAACUUCCUGCCGGAGCUUGAGGCAUUUUAUAUUGCACAAGCAGCCCGCGGAACGGGCUCUUUUGUCUCUGGUCUUUGCAUUUCCAUUGUUGACAGUCACUCUGUUGGCCAGCACUCACUUUGCCCGGUAACGGCCAGUUCAGUUUGAGAAGACAGCGGUGCCCCGGUCGAUGCCGCUCAACUACCGCUGAAAGACAGACUCAGCUGUGGAUGGGAAUUGCAGUCGCUGAAACACAAUGGCCAGCAACGGCAACUUCGAUCUCGGCAGCCUCACUGCGAGCCAGCGGGAGGCCCUCCAGCAAUACACCGAUGUGACCAGCCAGGAUAUCAAGGAUGCGAUCCCGCUGCUCGAGAGGUCGCAGUGGAAUGUCCAGAUCGCGAUCGCCAAGUUCUUCGACGGCGAAGGCCCCGAUCCGCUUGCCGAAGCCCAAGCCGCACACCAGAACCUCCCGCGUACAGCUGCAAGGCAUGAUAAUCUGCAUGAAAGCUUCCUGAAUGUCGACAGUCGACCGUACCGAUCGUCCACCCGGCGCCUGACAGAGCCUGCGCCCCGCGUAGUACCGUCGCCGCCGUUCCUCUACAGGACCCCCUUCCUGGUAACAGUCCUGUUUGCGCCUUUCCGGUUAGGAUACACCGUCUUCGCCGCUGUCUUCAAUUCGCUGUUGUACUUCUUGUCCUUCCUUCCGCUGUCGCUGCGGCCGCGGUUCGUGGCAACCUCCAUCACCAAGGGCUUGAGGCAGACCAACGGGCGAAGGGUGACACUUCCCACGGAAACGGCACAGAGGUUCCGGCGCGACUUUGAGGAGGAAUACGGGCCGCAGGCGCUCCCCUUCUUUGAGGGAGGUCAUGCCCAGGCGUUGGAUACGGCCAAGAGGGAUGUCAAGUUCCUGUUGACGGUUUUGCUCUCUCCGGAGCACGAUGACACCGAGUCGUUCGUCCGGAACACGCUGCUGUCGCCCGAAGUUCUGAACUUCAUCAACGACCCCGCCAACAACAUCAUCCUCUGGGGAGGCAACGUGCUCGACUCGGAGGCGUACCAGGUGGCCCGGGAGUACAACUGCGUCAAGUUCCCGUUCUCGUGCCUGGUCUGCCUCACGCCCAAGGAAGGUAGUACCCGCAUGGGUAUCGUCAAGCGCUUGGUUGGCCCCAUGACGCCGGAGGCCUACCUCGCCGGCAUUCAGAGUGCCAUUGCCAAAUACGGUCCGGACCUCAACGGCGUCCGGGCAGAGCGCGCCGCGCAGGAGAUGGCACGCAAGCUCCGGUCUCAACAGGACUCUGCGUAUGAGAGGUCACUGGCGGCGGAUCGGGAGAGAGCACGCCAGAAACGGGAGGCGGCGGCGGCGGCAGCUGCUGCGGAAAAGCGCGCGCGGGAGGAAGCCGAGGCAGCCGCACGGCUGCAGCAGCUGCGACAGAAGUGGAGGGAGUGGCGGGCAAGCACAGUGGCGCCGGAGCCCGAUGCGGCGACGAAGGGCGUUGUCCGCCUGGCGCUGAACAUGCCCGCCUCAUCCGGCGCCGGGCGCGUGGUUCGGAGGUUCACAAGUCAAACCACCACGGAGGAGCUCUACGCCUUUGUGGAGUGCUAUGACCUCCUGGGGCAGCAACGCGGCGAAAAAGCGCCCGAGAAGCCCGAGGGCUACGAGCACAAGUACGCAUUCCGAAUCGCGUCGGUCAUGCCUCGGGAGAUACUAGAGCCGAGUGCGGCCACGACGCUAGGAGAAAAGCUGGGCAGGGGAGGCAACCUCGUUGUCGAGGACAUAGACCCUGAUGACGAGGACGACGAGUAGAACAAGGCUGCAUCGGUGGCACGCCAUGGAGAAGGCGGUUGGCAGCGUUUGUGUGGCAGUGUGCACAUGCAUGUCCAUGUACACGUGUAUGUAACGUUAUACAAACCUGCGUCAUCUAGGCUUCCUUUCAUCCAAGGAAGACAUGAGUUCCGGUGCUAUCGUGUAGGUAUUUCGAAGUCCGUUGCAUGCAAAGACUACAAGAGGCCAUCCCAUGAAGCCUCAGGUGACCGUGAUGUGAAACUCCUCCGUGGGUUAGUUAUCUUAUCAGUGGCCCCACUCGCAGCAUGCCCGCGACCG
Molecule: messenger RNA, 2203 nt
Organism: Thermothielavioides terrestris NRRL 8126
Lineage: Eukaryota; Fungi; Ascomycota; Sordariomycetes; Sordariales; Chaetomiaceae
Exons: 2
Coding region: 359-1906 (515 amino acids)
Cellular component (GO): endoplasmic reticulum
Molecular function (GO): ubiquitin binding
Source: RefSeq, a predicted model, not a curated record